Molecule: messenger RNA, 688 nt
Organism: Panonychus citri (citrus red mite)
Lineage: Eukaryota; Metazoa; Arthropoda; Arachnida; Trombidiformes; Tetranychidae
Exons: 3
Coding region: 224-688 (154 amino acids)
Source: RefSeq, a predicted model, not a curated record
UCUUAAAUCGCUUUUGGAUCUGUCAACAGGUAAGAUAAUUUUGCUACUUAUUUUAUUUAGAAAUAAACUUGAUUCAUAUUUCUAUCAUUAAUCAGUUUGUAAAGAAUGGAAAAUUUUGGCGAAACAGAGACUGAAAAAAAUUCGACAUUUACAUGUUGAGCGCGAUAUCGAAUCUGACCUUGCAGCAUCUCCCAAUCAUCUUUAUACAAACGAUGUCGAAUUGAUGGAGAGAGUAAAUGUCUCGCAAAUGUUUCCAAAUCUCAAGUUUUUCACGAAAGAGUAUACGCUGGAAGACAUUUGUACCUGUAAAAUGUUGGUCAAUGUUUUAUCAACUUCGAAAUCAUUGACUGGACUCAUUUGUGAAGCUCCAUGUCUUGCCGUGGCUCCUAUGACGAUAGACUUUUGCUGUCAUGUCGACAUCGAUGAUAUUGUUAAACACUGUGGUAGCCUAGAGUACCUGGUUUCAUUGUAUCGACCUUUUCUUGGCAGUUAUUUCUUAAAAUAUAAAUUUGGUCAGAAUGUCAAAUACUUCGAAGGUUCAAUUGAAGGAUACGACGACGAUGAGGAAGAUAAAGAUUAUGAUUUCAUGUUCAAACAAAUAUAUUUGCUAUGUUAUUACUUGAAACAAAUGCCAAAUCUUGAAGUUCUGCAUCUGAAAGAACCACCAAGUAAUUACAAUAAUUUAUAA